AUGCUGCAGGAUCUAUCCUUCCCAGGUCCUCCUAUAAAAAGGAUUGAGGAGGCAUGGAAACUGGACAAGUUAAGCAUGAAAAUGAAGAAGAUGAAGCUGAUAAAUGCUGCAUUGCUUUGGUGGGUGGCCAUAUCCAUUGCCAUGCCAUCGGCUUAUGGAAGCGUUGAUCAAAGCCCCAAAGCGGUGGAAAAAUGGUUCAAGGAGCUUCGUCAUGGAAAGGAGAAGUUGACAAAGCUUCACUUCUAUUUGCACGACACGGUAACUACCAAGAACCCCACAACUGUACAAGUGGCUCAAGCCAACAUGACUAGCAAAUCACCAACGCUGUUCGGGGAAACCGUAGUCCUCGAUGACCCAUUGACAGUGGGACCUGAGCCCUCUUCCAAGAUCAUCGGUCACGCCCAAGGUAUAUACAGUUCGGUUUCCCAAGAGGGAUAUUCACAGAUUAUGAUUCUGAAUUUGAUAUUCAACUAUGGCAAGUUUAAUGGCAGCACCCUUAGCCUUCUGGGUAGUAAUCCCAUAUUCAAUGAGUACAGGGAGAUGCCAAUACUAGGUGGUACUGGGGCUUUCAGAUUGGCCCGUGGAAUAGCUACAGAAAAAUCCUAUGCUGUCAAUGUUACCACAAAAAAUGCUAUUGCUGAGCACCACGUCCUCGUUCUGCAUUAUUGA
Messenger RNA from Coffea eugenioides, 669 nucleotides. Its product is annotated as dirigent protein 21-like. Bases 1 to 669 code for a protein of 222 amino acids. The transcript has a single exon. NCBI's taxonomy places the organism in Eukaryota, Viridiplantae, Streptophyta, Magnoliopsida, Gentianales, Rubiaceae. The record is from RefSeq and is a predicted model, not a curated record.